AUGGUGAAAAGGCGGAAGACUGACACAGGGAAGGAGAGUGUCAAGAAUGGCGGUGGUGUUGUGAAGGACGCUGCAGAUCAAAUCAAUAGUACCACUCCAGAAGCUGGGGCAAGACCAUCUUCUACAAUCAUUGGAAUAUCAAGAUCUAUUGCUGCUUGUCAAAGGUGUCGACAAAAGAAAACUAAAUGUGAUCAAAAAUUCCCCAGUUGUGCUAAAUGUGAAAAAGCUGGUGUUGAAUGUGUUGGUUUAGAUCCUGCUACUGGAAGACAAGUUCCAAGAUCUUAUGUGAUUUAUCUUGAAGAUAAAGUUGCCAAAUUAGAGGAAAUGUUGAUACAAAAUGGUAUAAACCCUGAACUGAAGCUUAGUAAUGGUAGCGCUGGUGGCAUUGGUGCUACCCCAUCUUCCCAAGUACAAACACCUACACCUUCAUAUCAAAUACCUUCCACAAUAGAUGACUCAAAAGAUCAAGAUUCUUCCAUAAAAUCAAGUUUAACAUUAGCUGUUCCAUCAUCAACAAAUGGUAAUAGCGGCUCCUUUUAUAUUGGUGACUCUUCAGGGAUCUCAUUUGCUAAAUUAUUAUUUACUGCUGUUAAUUUCCAACCAAGUUCAUCAAUGAGUGAAACUGGUUCUAUUACAACUAAGACACCAUUUAAAGAAUUUCCCGCUAAAAAUGCAAUUACUGGACUACCAAUUAAACCAACAGCAGAAUUUUUCAUAAAAACUUUUUUCGAACAAUCAAAUACUCAAUUACCUAUAAUCCAUCGUGAAUAUUUUAUAAAUAAUUAUUAUAAACCAAUUUAUGGAAAUUUAUCACCAAAUGUUACAUUGGCUUCAAAUUAUACUCAAAUGAAUUUAGAUACUUCACCUAUAGAUGAAAAAGAUACAUGGUUUUAUAUUCAAUCUUCGACAAAUACACCAGAUGAAAUACCCAAAGUUUUCCAAAAACCAUUGUUUUUCUUAAAUUUAAUAUUUGCAAUUGCUUCAUCUGUUAAUCUUUUACAAUAUAAAGCUGAAAUAUCAAAUUCUUAUAGAGUUGAAGCAAUGAAAUUUGUUGAGCCAAUAUAUUCAUCUGCUGAUAGAUUGGAAUGCUUACAAGGAUUAUUAUUAUUAACACAAUAUUCCAUAAUGAGACCUUCUACUCCUGGUGUAUGGUAUGUAUUGGGGACAACAUUAAGACUUGUUGUUGAUUUAGGAUUACAUACUGAAAGAAUGAAUAAUCAAUUUACACCAUUUAUUAAAGAUAUGAGAAGAAGAUUAUUUUGGUGUGCUUAUUCAUUAGAUAGACAAAUUUGUUUUUAUUUGGGUCGUCCUUUUGGUAUACCUGAGGAAAGCAUAUCUACAAAAUUCCCAAUUGAAUUAGAUGAUUGUCUUAUUAAUCUUGAAGAUAUUAAUGAUUAUGCCAAAGCAUCAAAUUCUUUACCAACUUAUAAAUUAAUUUCAUUAAAUUUUUUCAAAAUUAGAAGAAUUCAAUCAGAAAUUUUACAUGUUUUAUAUUUCCCCAAUUCAGUUUUACCAAGAUUUUAUUCAAAUUUAAAUGAAUGGAAAUUAAAUAUUGAUCAAAGAUUAGAAGUUUGGUUCAAAACAAUUCCAUUGAAAACUUCAAGAAAGGCAAAUUGUGACUUUAAUUUUGAAUUUUUUAGAAUGAAUUAUAAUCAUACAAAAUUAUUAUUAUUUGGUAUAACUCCAAAAAAUGAUAAAUUAGAUCAAAAUUCAAUUCAUAUAAUAUUUGAAGCAUCUAAAAAUAUGAUUUUAUGUUAUUGGGAUUUUUAUAAAACAAAAUCAAUUAAUUAUACAUGGGCAACUGUUCAUAAUUUAUUCUUUGCAAGUACAUCAUUUUUUUAUUCAAUAUUUAAUUCAAAUAAUUCAUUAAUUCAAUUAAUUCAAUUUGAAAAAGUUGUUUCUCAAGUUAAAGAGAUUUUAAACUCAUUAGUGGAAAAUUGUGAUGCUGCAAAACCUUGUUCUGAAACUAUUGAUAUAUUAUAUUUAGCAAUUAAAAAAUUAAAAUUUCAAAAUGUUAAUAAUGAAAUUACUUCACAACAAUUUUAUGAUAUUGAUAGAUUUUUCACUCAAUUAAAUAAUCCACAAGAAAGUUCAAUUUUUAAAGAUUUCCAAUAUUCUUCAGUUUUCGAUGAUUCACAAGAAAAUAGUAUUAAUCAUACUAAUCAACCAAUACAAAAUAAUGGGAAUGAUAUUAAUGAUGAACAAUUUCAAUUCUCACAAGUUGCAAAUUCACAAUUUCAACAACCACAAAUGACUUAUCAAAGUUUAUCAACCCCUCCUUUGACAUCAGCAUUGGAUGAAUCAUUUGUUCAAGCUGAUAGAGAACAACAAAAGAUUUUUGAAGUUAUGUCAAAAGUUUCAAUGGAUACAAUUUGGGAUCAAUUUUUAGGUAAUGGAGGUUUUCAAUAG
This is a messenger RNA of Hansenula ciferrii, 2409 nucleotides long. It is a transcript of the gene PPR1, whose product is annotated as Ppr1p. The record is from RefSeq and is a predicted model, not a curated record. The transcript has a single exon. Gene Ontology annotation, biological process: DNA-templated transcription; positive regulation of transcription by RNA polymerase II. Gene Ontology annotation, molecular function: zinc ion binding; sequence-specific DNA binding; DNA-binding transcription factor activity, RNA polymerase II-specific. NCBI's taxonomy places the organism in Eukaryota, Fungi, Ascomycota, Saccharomycetes, Phaffomycetales, Wickerhamomycetaceae. The coding region runs from base 1 to 2409 and encodes 802 amino acids.